Prunus avium (sweet cherry) is the source of this 1089-nucleotide messenger RNA. Its product is annotated as Cytidine/deoxycytidylate deaminase family protein. The record is from RefSeq and is a predicted model, not a curated record. Gene Ontology annotation, cellular component: cytoplasm. Gene Ontology annotation, molecular function: zinc ion binding; dCMP deaminase activity. Lineage: Eukaryota; Viridiplantae; Streptophyta; Magnoliopsida; Rosales; Rosaceae.
ACUUACCAAUUCUCCAUCCAAUUUUCCCGCUAUUUCUUCUACCACCUUAGCUCGAAGCUGGAAAUUUUAUCGGGAAAGUGACAGUGCAGUGCCCCCAAAGCUUCUCCCUUUUCAGCUCAAUGAACUCUCGCGAGCUCGCUCUGGUCUCCACGGCCACUGUUUUCGGUGCCUUGGCCUCUGCGCUCGCUUGCCGCUUCUUACUUUCAAACCCUAAAAAGCAGUCUCCCAAGCUUGAUUCGUCAGAAAACGGCGCCGUCCCCAGGAAAUACUCUUCUCAGAGCCCAUUUGACCCCUCAAAACGCAAAGGAUAUUUGUCAUGGGAUGAUUAUUUCAUGGCAAUUGCAUUUUUAUCAGCUGAAAGAUCCAAAGACCCUAACAGGCAGGUUGGAGCAUGCUUGGUGAGUGAAAAUGGUGUAAUUCUUGGAAUUGGGUAUAAUGGGUUCCCAAGAGGUUGUUCGGAUGACAAGCUUCCUUGGGCAAAGAAAUCCAGAACUGGGGAUCCUUUGGAGACAAAGUAUCCUUAUGUUUGUCAUGCUGAAGUCAAUGCUAUCCUAAACACCAACCAUGCUUCUGCUGCUGGACAGAGGCUUUAUGUGACCAUGUUCCCCUGCAACGAGUGUGCCAAAAUAAUCAUUCAGUCAGGAGUCUGUGAAGUUAUAUAUUUUGUGGAAAAGCGGUUAAAUAAUCCAGAUGUUGCCUACAUUGCUUCUCACAAACUACUUUCAUUGGCUGGUGUGAAAGUCAGGAAACAUCAACCACGCAUGAACCAAAUUUUGAUCAAUUUUGAGGAGCCCUAGAGUUUGAUUCUUAUUUUAUACGAAGCCUAAUUCAUCGUUUGUAUCGUCUGUUACCAUAAACUGAUCAAACCGAGUUUGUUGCUCUUAACAACUUUCCCCUGGUUGUGUAUGCAUCUAGUAUUAGGCUGUUGUCUCUUGAGUCAUGUAAUAUUUUCCCCUUGUAAACUCUGGUCUGCUUACAUGUUUGACUGUAAGCUUUUGUGCUUUCUUAAAUUCUAUGAAUUCGCACGACACCAAGAAACCCCAUUGUUAUCUUCUGAUAGGAGUAAUUGUCAACAUCUGAUUUAAUCAU